UAGGCAUUUGGCCCGAGUUUUUAGGUCCCUUUUUUGGUCACCCUUCAUGGCUGGUGCUGAAAACAAGGUGACCGUGCAGGAGAAGGGGGACAGGCCGCCCUGGGACAUGACGUGGCUUCCCUCGUUGCCCGCUUUGUGGGAAAGCCAAAGGGCACUUAGGCAGCGGAGCAUCAGUGGCAAACCCUUGGUCACUGGCAUCAUGAGCCGGAGACAUGGGGUAGAGGUGUGCGUUGGGUCCAUGGCAUGCGUGAAGCUCAACCACGAGGUCUUGAAGCCGAUAACUUCGGCUAUGGCUGAGUCAGCAUGCUUGCAGACUCCGGGGUUGGAGCUCCUUUUCCAUGAGGUGCUUGCAUUUCACGUGUCGGCUGGGUAUCCGGACGAGAAGCAGAUGGCCGCAGUGGCCCACGCGGAUGCCUGGGGCCUGAAGCGCAUGCUGAACUUCCUGCGGAGGAAGUGGUACAAGGAGGAGACACCCAGAGAUGCCAUGGUGAGGGACCUGGUUCAGGACUACCAGCAAGCGUUCAACCAGCUUCACGCGGACAUCGGUGGGGCCCUUUUCGAGGACUGCCGCCAAGCUGCUGUUGAAGAUGAAGAAAACGCGGAGAACGAGCAGGACGAGAUCCUCACGGUCACAUCGUAUGAGUCAACCCUGGCACCCUUCGAUGCAGAGCAGAUGGAGGAGGCUCGUGUGGAGAACGCACGAAGGCCUCUGCCUCCCCCAUCAGGGCGUGCUACUUUGGGUUUGGACGCAGGGUCUCCGGUGGCUGUUGAGGGCAAUGGGCAAGAACAUGAAGGGCAUCCAGCUGCUGGAGGCAUGGAGGAUCUGCAGACCUCCCACAUGGUCGGGGAGGGGGAGAUGGAGGAGCUGCAGCAAAAGCUUCGGCUGGCAGAGCUCAAGCUGGAGGCAAAGCGGCUGAUGGCAGUGGAGAAGGAGCGCAUGAGGCAGCUGAAGCGUCAUCAGGCGUCGCUGUCCACUAGAAAAAGUCUGGUGAUUGACUUGCUGGACGGCGCGGAGACUGAACCCAUAUCCCAUCAAAAUUUGAAGAACUAUGAGGAAGAGACCCAGCUGUACAUCCCCGACACCCAGGCCAUCAUGGAUGUCAUGCACGAUGGCCCCGGCCUGGAGAGCCCGUCCGGGAAGUUUCCGCUGGCCUUGCAAGCGAAGAAUGCACAGAACGUGAAGGCUCUUGACAAGCCCCUUGUCGAAGUGCCGAUGGUGUCAGAGCAAGUUUCUCCGUUGAAGCGAGUGGUCACGCGAGAAGAUCAGCUUGCUGCCAAAGCGGCGCGCAAGCGCAAAUCCGAAGACGAAGAAGAAUCAUGUGAGAAGAAAAAAACAAAGAAAGCGGGGCGGCUGGCAAACAAGCAGGCCAACCUGAAGAAGAAGACAAGCAAGGGCAAGGCGGCAGACAAAACAGAGGAUGUCAAAACCAGCAAAAAGAAGACCAGCAAGAACAAAACUGACACACCUCCGGCCAAACAGGCCUUGGAGAAAAAGGAGACGCCCGACAAGGUGGCAAACAAGAACAAGGGGGAGCGCAGCAGUUCCUCUGGGAAGGGGGGUGUGCGCUCCAAAACCUUUGCUGGCCGGUACAAGCCCACCACAACUUGGAUGGGCAACUUCUGGGAAGCCGCUGUCUCCUCGUUUGGCAGCAUCAUCAAGCCACGCAUGGAGUCAGGCAGCCAGACUCGCUUGGAGACGCAGUUCUGGAAGUUUGCCAAGGAGUUCUGCUCUGGGCACAGCACAUACGCUGAUGGCUCGGACUGCAACGGUCUUUGCACCCAGGCAGCUGGGGAGUUCUGGCAGAGUCUGACUGUGCCGGAUGUGGACUGAGGCUUUGGCGGCUCACGGCGGUCUCCAUGAAGGAUUUGUGAGUGGCAUGCUGGGUUGGAGCUUGACAUGAGCUCAUUUGUGUGUGGUGUAAAUCAUGGAUUUCUGGCCUUAUGGCUGAAAGAGUGCCAUUUCGAUGUGAG
Effrenium voratum is the source of this 1971-nucleotide messenger RNA. The record is from the annotation of a GenBank genome assembly. NCBI's taxonomy places the organism in Eukaryota, Dinophyceae, Suessiales, Symbiodiniaceae.